AUGGAUGAAAAGAGCGACAUCACGACGAAGAAUGAAAAAGCAAAUGACACCGACGAACAGCUCCUCAGGGAGCUGGAGAACCCUCAGAAAAUCAAGAAAAUAGUUCGCGAAGGCAUCCUGCUCGCUGGUGGCGGAGCGGCUAUUCUCCUUCAAGUUGCCAUGCCGGGCGUUGGCAAAGGCGUUGAUGAACACAGUAACUUCUCCUAUCGUCCACUGGAUCGACUCCGCACGACUAUGACAUACGUCUACUGCAUGGCGUUUGGCACUCCAGAGGAAAAGAAGAUCAUCAUUGAGAUGGUCCACAAAGCACAUUCCGUUGUCAAAGGCCCCGACUACUCGGCCGACGAUCCACACCUGCAGGUCUGGGUGGCGGCGACUCUCUACGCUGUCGGGAUUGAUUUGUACGAGCAAGUCUUUGGGCGUAUGGAUGAGGCCACCGCCGAAGCAACCUAUCGUGAAUAUGCCGUUCUUGCGGUUUCCCUCCGUGUCAAGCCAGAGAUGUGGCCCCCAACUCGCGAGGCGUUCUGGGUCUAUUGGGACGAACAGAUCAACAAGAUACAGCAUCGGAUAACCCCACAGGCAAAGAACGUUGCCAAGGAUCUACUGUUUAACAAACAAGUUCCGUUCAUAAUCCGCGUUUCCAUGCCACUGGUGCGGCUGAUGACCGCAGACUUGCUGCCAGAGGGCAUCCGCGAGGGGUAUGGGCUUAAGACCAGUCGGACGCGAAGAGGAAUGCAGAAGGUAGUUCGGGGGAUGACGAAGGUUGUGUACCCUGCUACACCUAGCUUCAUUCGGACCUACCCUAUGCGGUACUACCUAAAGGAUAUGCGGAAGAGAAUGAAGAAGGCCCAACAUCGGUAG
Messenger RNA from Aspergillus pseudonomiae, 861 nucleotides. RefSeq names its product oxygenase MpaB family protein. Bases 1 to 861 code for a protein of 286 amino acids. The record is from RefSeq and is a predicted model, not a curated record. Gene Ontology annotation, molecular function: oxidoreductase activity. The transcript has a single exon. Lineage: Eukaryota; Fungi; Ascomycota; Eurotiomycetes; Eurotiales; Aspergillaceae.